CUUUCGUUCCCCCCUCGAAACCCUAGCUUUAUAUGUUUUCACUGAGGCUACUACCAUCUUCCUCCAUUUUCUGAAACUCCGAGAUCUGACUUUGUUAUGGCGCCAAAGAAAGAAAAGGCUCCUCCACCUUCUUCGAAGCCUGCCAAAUCUGGCGGAGGAAAACAGAAAAAGAAGAAAUGGAGCAAAGGUAAGCAAAAGGAGAAGGUGAACAACAUGGUUCUGUUUGACCAAGGAACUUAUGAUAAGCUUCUUUUGGAGGUUCCCAAGUACAAGCUUAUUACUCCUUCAAUCCUAUCAGACAGGCUGAGGGUCAAUGGGUCAUUAGCACGUCGAGCAAUCAAGGAUUUGAUGGCGAGAGGUUCCAUUAGGAUGAUAUCUGCUCAUGCCAGCCAACAGAUUUACACCAGGGCCACCAAUCACUAGUAGCCAGAAUGUACUAUUUUUCUUUGAACUAACAAAAGAUAGUUAUUCCCCUUUGAUUUGUUUUCUUUUUCUAUAAAACAUUGUUGAGAAAAUUGGCUCUGUUUUUGUUUUUAGCUACUGGAAUGUGUAGAUCACCACUUUCUACCCAAUUUCUGAGUCAAUGCAUGUCAUUGUGAUAUCAAUUCUUAUAUUAUUGUUUUACUGAAUUGUUUUCCAUA
Vitis riparia (riverbank grape) is the source of this 641-nucleotide messenger RNA. Its product is annotated as 40S ribosomal protein S25. Gene Ontology annotation, cellular component: cytosolic small ribosomal subunit. Lineage: Eukaryota; Viridiplantae; Streptophyta; Magnoliopsida; Vitales; Vitaceae. Gene Ontology annotation, molecular function: structural constituent of ribosome. The record is from RefSeq and is a predicted model, not a curated record. Bases 97 to 423 code for a protein of 108 amino acids. The transcript is spliced from 4 exons.